Lacerta agilis (Sand lizard) is the source of this 762-nucleotide messenger RNA. RefSeq lists its product as uncharacterized. The record is from RefSeq and is a predicted model, not a curated record. The transcript is spliced from 7 exons. Bases 1 to 762 code for a protein of 253 amino acids. Lineage: Eukaryota; Metazoa; Chordata; Lepidosauria; Squamata; Lacertidae.
AUGCUCGGUGUGGUUGUCGCAGGGCUUCCGGGCUCAGUCCCCCCCCCCCCCCCAUAUAUUCGCUCCUCCAGCUCCCCUCAGCGCGGCGCCCCGAGCAGCCGGGAGUCGAGAGGGAGGCGCCGACCCCGAGUGGCUUUCGCCUCCCGCCAUUUCCCGGAUAUCGGCGCUGGCACUGUCCCGGCAGGCGGCGGUGCUCCGCGUUGUGGUUCCGGGUUCCCGGAGCGCCUGGGGCCACGACGGCCGCCGGUUGCUGGUCGCCUUCGUCGCCGACGCCGCCGGUUAACACAGUUAGGCUUCUGGAACUUAUUGCAUGGUAGAGCGAUACAGACAGCCAUACUACCCCAGAUAUGGAUAACAGACAUGAAGAGAAAGGUGGAGCGCUGUGUGCAACAUCACAAGAGAAAAAAGGAAGAGAGAGAGAGAAGAGGAAGCGAAAACGCAGCAGAAGCAGGUCCACCUCAAUUUCUUCCACUACGUCGUCUAGUUCUUCAACAUCCUCAUCUUCAAGUUCUUCUUCGAGGUCCUCUGCUUCACACAGCAGAAGCAGCUCAAGUAGUAGAGAUUCUCCCAAAUCAAAAUCAAAGAAAGGAAAAAGGCAAAAAACAGAACAAAAAGACUGAAUAUGAUUUGCACUCAAACGAGCUGACAUGUGACAACCUCUCAUGGAGGUGUCAUGUGAAGGUUUGCUGGUCUUUCAGCUGCUUUGGUGAUGGACCUAUGAACUCCAUAUCCAGGGAAAUGCAUGUCUCAAUUGUGGGUUGA